AUGUUUCGCGCAGUACAGUCACCACUCGACGAUGCAGUUGUCAAGGCCACCGACGAGAACCUCACCAGCGAGAACUGGGAAUUCAUUCUCGAUGUGUGCGACCGCGUAUCCGCCGACAAUGCGGGCCCCGCGCAGGCUGUAUCGUCUAUCAUCAAGCGGCUCGCCCAUCGCAACGCCAACGUGCAGCUAUAUACUCUCGAACUUGCCAACGCAUUAUCGCAAAACUGCGGCAUCGUACUCCACCGCGAGCUCGCUUCAAAGGCAUUCACCGAUGCUCUACUGCGUCUAGCAGCAGACCGCAACACGCAUGCGCAGGUGAAACAGAAAGUGCUCGAGCGCAUGAGCACUUGGGCCGAUGAGUUCCGCAACUCACCCGAGCUGGGCAUCAUGGAGACGGCCUACCAAAAGCUAAGGAUGCAGCAGCCCGGACUCGUCGCGCCGAGCAAGCCGGUCAAGCGUGAGAUUAGCAGUGAUGAUCGGCGGAAGGAGGACGAGGAGUUGCAGUUGGCGUUGGCGUUGAGCAUCAAAGACAAGGGCGUGGCAUCGCCUUCUGCAAAUGGAACAGCAACUAGUACGAAGGAGCAGCAGGAGCAACAAACCACACAGGUUCAGCCGCCAGCACCGCAAGGCACGACUGCUGCAACUGUGAGCCGGGUGCGAGCACUUUACGACUUUACCCCGUCCGAGCCAGGCGAGCUCGCUUUCAGGAAAAACGACAUUAUUGCGGUGCUGGAAUCCGUUUUCAAGGACUGGUGGAAGGGGAGCUUGAGAGGACAAACAGGCAUUUUCCCACUAAACUACGUGGAGAAGUUGCAAGACCCCACAAAGGACGAGUUGGAGCGUGAUGCUCAGAUGGAGUCCGAARUAUUUGGUGAAAUCAAGAACGUUGAAAAGUUGCUCGCCCUGCUCAGCGUAGGUGGAGAGGCUGGUGGCCGACGAGGCGAGCGUGAGGAGGAGGAGAUCAGCGAGCUGUAUCAGCGCACGUUGAGUAUAAGGCCAAAGCUAAUUGAGUUGAUUGCGAGGUAUUCGCAGAAGAAAGAUGACUUUACCCAGUUGAACGAGAAGUUCAUCAAGGCACGUCGGGACUAUGAAGCUCUGCUUGAAUCCUCAAUGUCGCAGCCGCAGYAUCAGCAGCACCAGUAUCCUGUUCGAGCGAGACCGCAGCCACCAUAUCAACACCAACAACCUCCAUACGGUGGUCCACAGCAGCAGCCGGUGCCGCCACAAGGCUAUCCUCCUCAAGGUCCUCCCACUCAAUCCUAUCAGCAGCCGCAAUCUUUCUCACAGCAAGGGCAUCAACACCAUCCGCCUCAGCAAGAUCCGCAAAGGUUCUUUUCGCCGGUGCCUACGGACGUCAGCCAAUAUCCACAGCACAAUGCUCCGCAUCCUCCGCAAGGGAAUGGUGCGGCACCGUUCCACUUUAUCCCCGGUGGUAUGGGUCCUCCACCCGCCACCGACGUGCGAAGAAAGCCCAGUCCUAAUGGUCCGCCUGGCCCUCAAGACUCCUUCAAUUCUGCACAGGCCUUCCAAGGCCAGAUCAGACCCAACAGUAUUCACACACUUAACAGCGGUAACCCUCAGGAGCUCGCGACAAGUGGUUACGAAUCACCCAUCGACAACAGACAGUCAUAUCCUCCGGCGCAAGCGCAACAGCUCGUCCAGGACCAAGUGUACAACGCAUAUCUACCACAGCAACCACAACAAACCUCCYCCUCACAAGUCCAACAAACGCCAACGCAAACAAGGAACGAUCGAGACGGGCUUCCCAGCAGACAAAGAACAGAAAACAGCAUUGAAUCGCCUUCAGGUCAAGUACAUCCCCCGGCACAGAYUCCGCAGCAGCCAAGUGCGCCUCCGCCAGGUGUCCCCGCUGACCCCGGCCUACCUCUACCUGUUGGAGGCCAAGCACCGUACCAGGCCUAUCAAGCCUACCAGCAGCCACAACCUCCACAAUCACAACCUCCACAACAACGAACCCCACAACAACUUACACAGCAGACGGCUGUUACUGGAGAUACCGGGGAAGAUCCGGGCGCCUUUUAUCGGUGA
Ramularia collo-cygni is the source of this 2049-nucleotide messenger RNA. RefSeq names its product related to Class E vacuolar protein-sorting machinery protein HSE1. Gene Ontology annotation, cellular component: ESCRT-0 complex. The transcript is spliced from 3 exons. Gene Ontology annotation, molecular function: phosphatidylinositol binding; ubiquitin binding. The record is from RefSeq and is a predicted model, not a curated record. Bases 1 to 2049 code for a protein of 682 amino acids. Gene Ontology annotation, biological process: protein transport to vacuole involved in ubiquitin-dependent protein catabolic process via the multivesicular body sorting pathway. NCBI's taxonomy places the organism in Eukaryota, Fungi, Ascomycota, Dothideomycetes, Mycosphaerellales, Mycosphaerellaceae.